AUGACAUUAACAUUAUCACCCUUCAAGAAAUCACAAUGGGAAUCGAUUUUUAUGGAGUUCUACAAGUGCCAAGAAACUGUACUGACUUAGACAUUAAAAAGGCUUAUAGAGAUUUAGCUCUUGAGUUUAAUCCAGAAAAACUUCAAAAAGAAAAUGCCAAACACGUGUUCGCUCUCAUAUGUGAAGCAUAUGAUGUACUAAGUGAUCCCUUACGCAGGGCUGUUUUUGAUCAAUAUGGUGAAGAAGGUUUAAAGCGAGGCGUACCAGGACCAGAUGAAUUUAUAAAACCAUAUCAUUAUCAUGGAGAUGCAAUGCGGACAUACAGAGAUUUUUUUGGAACAACAUCUCCAUAUGCCAAUUUACUGGAUUAUUUGCAAAAUCCAGCGUAUGAAUGCAUGACUAAACAUGGAAAAAUGUUUCAACAAAAGCAACCACCAAUAACGCAUCCUUUAUGUUUAACUUUACAUGAAGUUUUCUUCGGAGGCAUUAAAAAAAUGAAAAUACAUCGUCUUGUUUAUAUAAAUGAUGAAAAAACAAAAACAGAAGUCAAAGAAAAAAUUCUUACUAUACCAAUAAAACCUGGGAUAAGACCUGGCACUGAAUUAUUGUUUCCUGAAGAAGGAGAUCAAAAUCCAAACCAAACCCCUGCAGAUGUGAUUUUUGUUACUGAAGAUAGACCUGAUGAAACUUUUUCAAGGAAAGAGGACGAUCUUUUGAUGAUAUAUGAUGUAACUUUAGAAGAGGCUUUAAUGGGCACCACUGUCACGGUUAAUACUAUCGACCACAGAACAAUUAGGGUACCAAUAACUGACGUAAUCUAUCCUGGAUACGAGAAAAUUGUUGAAAAUGAAGGAAUGCCUAUUCUGGACGACUACCCGAGACGUGGCAACUUGGUAAUUAAUUUUAGUAUUUCGUUCCCUAAAUAUCUACCAAAAGCUUGUAAAGAAUUAUUUCGAAAAGGUUUUGAAUUAGCUAAAAUUGGAGGAGGGUUUAAUCAGUAUGAAACAGUAAAUAAAUUAGUAUUAGCUGACAAAAUUUUACGUGUCGACUUCAAUGAACAACUUCCUCCUACUUAA
Molecule: messenger RNA, 1076 nt
Organism: Zophobas morio
Lineage: Eukaryota; Metazoa; Arthropoda; Insecta; Coleoptera; Tenebrionidae
Product: dnaJ homolog subfamily B member 13-like
Exons: 4
Coding region: 36-1076 (346 amino acids)
Cellular component (GO): cytosol
Molecular function (GO): protein-folding chaperone binding
Source: RefSeq, a predicted model, not a curated record